Molecule: messenger RNA, 376 nt
Organism: Closterium sp. Naga37s-1
Lineage: Eukaryota; Viridiplantae; Streptophyta; Zygnematophyceae; Desmidiales; Closteriaceae
Source: the annotation of a GenBank genome assembly
GGUGAGGGAUGAGAGGGAUGAGAGGGAUGAGAGGGACGAGAGGGACGAGAGGGACGAGAGGGACGAGAGGGACGAGAGGGACGAGAGGGACGAGAGGGACGAGAGGGACGAGAGGGACGAGAGGGACGAGAGGGACGAGACGAGAGGGAUGACAGGGAUGAGAGGGAUGAGAGGGAGCUCGAAAGCCCACCUGCGCUUCCACACCGUGGCGGACCUGCACAGCUUCGGCAGCACCAUGAGAGCCUCUGGCCACUCCCUCACCUCCCUUCGUCUGGGGCCCACUCCCACGGAUGCAUCCCACUGGGAAGACCCAUAUGGGCAUGCCCAGGAACAGCAGCAGCAGCAGCAGCAUGAGGAGCAGCAGCAGCAGCAGUAG